Messenger RNA from Recurvomyces mirabilis, 1122 nucleotides. RefSeq names its product Cu/Pi carrier. Gene Ontology annotation, cellular component: mitochondrial inner membrane. The transcript has 4 exons. NCBI's taxonomy places the organism in Eukaryota, Fungi, Ascomycota, Dothideomycetes, Mycosphaerellales, Teratosphaeriaceae. Bases 1 to 1122 code for a protein of 373 amino acids. Gene Ontology annotation, molecular function: phosphate transmembrane transporter activity. Gene Ontology annotation, biological process: mitochondrial phosphate ion transmembrane transport. The record is from RefSeq and is a predicted model, not a curated record.
AUGCCUUCCCUCUUCCCAACAGCGAGUGCGCUCAGCGCCGCCUUCAACUCAGUAUCGCCAUACCAACUCGUCCAAUCGCCACCCAAGAAGCGCUCACCCUACACAGCCCGCCAGGAACUCUAUGGCGCCUGGAGCGUAGUCGAGGACGCCGAGAACAAAGCCCAACAGCUCAGCAAUGCCGCAGCCAAAGAAGUCGAGAAAGCAAGCAAGACUGCUCAAGCUCAAGUCGGCAAGAUCGAGCUGUACAGCGCGAAGUACUAUGCCACCUGCACCUUCGGCGGCCUAAUGGCCUGUGGCAUUACCCACUGGGCCGUCACACCCCUGGAUCUCGUCAAGUGUCGCCGCCAAGUAGACAGCAAACUCUACCGGGGCAACGUAGACGGCUGGCGUAAAAUCAUCGCCUCGGACGGCUGGCGAGGAAUCUACACCGGCGGCUCCCCGACCUUCUUCGGGUACUCUAUCCAAGGAGCGCUAAAGUAUGGCGGGUACGAGUUCUUCAAGAAAUUCUAUUCCGAUUUGGUCGGCGAGGAGAACGCGUAUAAGUAUAAGACGUAUGUUUAUCUGGCUGGUUCGGCAUCGGCCGAGUUCUUCGCGGAUAUUGGGCUUUGUCCGCUUGAGGCCGUCAAGGUAAGGAUGCAGACGAGUAUGCCGCCGUUUGCUACGGGGACGUUGGAUGGGAUUAGGAAGGUUACGGCUGCGGAGGGGUUAGGGGGCCUCUACAAAGGCUUGGUUCCCCUCUGGGGACGCCAGAUUCCUUACACAAUGAUGAAGUUCGCCUCCUUCGAAACGAUAGUCGAAAUUAUGUACCACCGCCUCCCCGGCAAGAAAUCCGACUACUCCACCCUGGCCCAAACCGGCGUAGCGUUCUCCGGCGGCUACCUCGCUGGUAUCUUAUGCGCCAUCGUCUCUCAUCCAGCUGACGUGAUGGGAGAAGGGUUUGGGGCCGCGGUGGGGAGGAUAUACAAGGAUAUUGGGUUUGGGGGUUUGUGGAAUGGGUUACCCGUGCGCAUUGUUAUGAUUGGGACGUUGACGGGUUUGCAGUGGUUGAUUUAUGAUUCUUUCAAGUUGUUCAUGGGUCUGCCGACGACGGGUGGGGCGCCGCCGCCGCAGGAGGCGAAGUGA